Dermacentor albipictus is the source of this 6395-nucleotide messenger RNA. RefSeq lists its product as uncharacterized. The record is from RefSeq and is a predicted model, not a curated record. Lineage: Eukaryota; Metazoa; Arthropoda; Arachnida; Ixodida; Ixodidae.
UAGGGACGCUUUCGUCGCCAUGUUGCUAGGCAAAGAAAUUUGCGAACUGCGAAAAAAAUAUGGGACCGAAAUUAGAUCCUACAUGUUAGAGCAGAGUGCAAGAGUGAAAAAUGGGCAAUGCUAAUUUCAUCCAUCAAAGGCAACGUUGGAGCUAGAAUUAAUAUUGCAUGAACUGAGGCGUUCGUGUGACCUUGAUUACGCGUUGCUAGGACGCUGCCGGAGCAGACGACGUGCAGUCGUGUUCACGGAGUUCGCGAUGGAAGAUUUCGGCGGUCUUUUCGAGUACCAUGGCACGGACCUUUUACAGGAAGCCAGCUUCGAACGACAAAACAAGGCGAAGGCGGCAUAUCUGUUCAGCUACGUCGACAGUCCCCCUGCCUACCUUCCACUGAAAAGAGACUCGCUUCCUGUUGAUGGCACCAUCAAAAUCUUUCCUCCCGACAACGAGUUCUUGCGGGAAGCUGCCCAGUUCGCGACCGAAUUCCUCGCCGACUGGCCAUGUCCCGAGGAGUUCUCGAGGCCACCCGUAGCGGCCAACAGCCUUUGCUUCCGAGAGGACCACGAACAGCCGCCGUGGCGCGAGGGUGCCUUCCGGGUCGGCGAACUCUGCGGCGACGACGACGUCGCUGGCACUGACCUGCGGAAAGAACAGCACGACCUCAUCGACGGGCUGGUGGCGGGCGGCGACGCGCUCGUGCGGGAGCCCCCGCUCUUCUGGCGCGCCCGGCGGCCGGACGACGCGGACGCGCCGAAGAUGCUGGCGCAGUGCCUGGCCAAGUGCGAGGUCGAGUGCCUCGGCGAGUUCCUCACGGCGGACGACCGCCCGCUGGACGACGCCGAGCUGAUCAGGAAGAACGUCUUCGUCGCAGAGGAUGAGAACAUUGGAACGGGAGCCACAUUGGGAGAAGACCCAUCGCUGCCCUGGCUCGGCGAGGGAGAAGUGUCCGAGUCCGACGCCACGUUGGAGGAACAGGUCUCGAAAGCACUGGACGCCGUCAUCGAAGAGAGCAAGAUGAUUUCGUCUCAAGAGAAGCCGCGCGAGUCACAAAGUGCGAACGCCUUUGCAGACCCUGCGACCCGUCAACCGUCUGUCGUCGAACAGAUACAGUGUCAGACGCUAUUGACCUUUGCAGAACGUGUUGGCGAGCCAGGGGACAGUGACGAUGACACAUGUCCUAGCCUUGGACACCCUGCGAAAGUGGUGACACAGAGAAACGGGCAACUCUGCCAAAACCAAGGGACCGCAGCGAAUAGUUCCGAGUUCACCCAUCGCGAAAAAGAUACGCUGUCCACGCCGUCGACGUUCGGCACGACGGCGGAGCACUGCAGUGUCCUGUCAAACGCAGGGCUCAAUGCCAGCGGGACCAUUCUCUCUGAGCGCGAAAUCGACUCGGGGAUUGAAGGCGCUCGCUUGGUAAAUUCUUCGAAGGCUCUCCGUAAACUUGCGGGAAGCGAGAAGGGGUCAGAGAAUCUGAGCCAGCCUGCGGAGAGCGUUGCCGAAUGCGAGAAGCUCGGCGGUGACUGCACAGAGGACACUGAAGCUACCAGCAUACCUUGUCCGGCCACCAAAGUCAAAGAAAACGUUAACGAAUCAGCAUUCUCUGAUGAAGUGUUAAACAUCACAGAGAGGCCGAUCGAGGCUCUAAGUGAACGGGAACACUCGUCACAUGUACAGCGUUUGUCGAUAAUGGCAGUGACUUGCAUGGACAAGAAGGAUAACGUUGCCGUAGUUGCUCCGCGCACGGUUAACCAGGUACACUUGGAUGUGCCGUUUGCAACAAAAAACGCAGGAAACGUUGUGAUGGAACCGGAAGUGGUAGAAUUCAGUGGCAUCUUUGAAUGUGACUGGGAUGAUGCUUUACCGGAGUCAUCAGAGCCUGAUAUAACAUUCGGCUCCUCGACCGCCGUCGAGUUUGAACCAUCGCCUUACAUUGUCGACAAUUUCGCCAGCAAUGCUAAGUCGGUGCAAACAAUCGGCUGCAACCAGCAGAAACAAGAGCGUCACACAGAAGGCACUCCAAUACGUUAUAGUAUUACUUCUCAUUCGAAGCGAUCAGUGGUGCCAUUCGAACGGGGUGUAUCAUCAACGCCGUUAUCAGGAGGCAUUGACAAAGCAACACACGUUAACAAGGAGCUGGCACAUUGCUCAAGAGCAUACAGCAUUGAACGAGGCGUCAAGACGUCCUUUGUUUCCAGUAAUUCUCCCCAAAUGCACACUCGGGUGACGCCCUUUGGCUCCAGCGCCGUCUUUCCAGCUGCAAGAACUCCUUCCUUGGAAGAAGAGAACGAAAAAGCGGGUACAAAGUCCCGAGCCAAAAGGUGCUGCGAACCGGAGCAGGACGCGCUUGCAGAAGGUUGGAGUACUGAAAUUUUUGAAGGUAUGCCUGACAAAGUUACUGCCACCGAAUCGACCGCAGGUAGGUGGGAUACAACGGGCAACAGUGCCUUCGGUUCGCCGGUGCUGGAUUGUCCAAUAAUCGAUGAAGAACGGAUUACGCUGCAACCAUUCGCGGAUGACCAGACAGUAGAUAGUUCAUUGAUUUCAAAUACUGGCCACAAGGUGAGACUAAGAGAACAAACAGAAUCACCCAGCAAGUGCUUCUCCGCAAAAAACUCCGGGUAUACUUACGCCAAAGUUCCGGGAGACCUUUCAGAAGAGGUGUCACCACGCCGUAAAGUUAGACUAGAAAGGCUCAAGGAAAACAUGAGCACCACAAAACUUGGAGCUCGCCGAAAGAUAAGCGAUUGGUAUAAACCACUGAGCGGCGACACCAAGAAGCAAACUGGCAUAGGAGAAAACGGGAGAAGCAGCGAAUUUGCUAGAGAGAAACAACAAAGGAACACUCGCAUGCUCGACUCGUCGGGGAUAUUCCGAAACAAACGCAAGAGGAAGCCGCUGUGCGAUCAGUCCAAUCGCAUCACGCGGUACUUCCCCGCCAGAAAGUGCUCCGCGACAGUGCCGCUAGCGCUAUGUGGGGACAAGACGUUGAACGCAGGCGCUCACCACCUGCCCGACCUGACAAAGUUUAGGUACAAUCGCGUGGAUGCUCGUUCCAGGACACCUGUCAAUGGGAGUACCUCUGCGUAUAGUACGCUGAACGAGGCAGAAGAUCAUUAUGGUUGUAACGCCGACUUGCCGCCCAACAACACUUCUUUUGGACACAAUUUGUCAGAAAGCUCUGACAUGUCCGAUUCAGCAGACGCUGGCACUGCAUAUGUGUGGGCAGCUCGCAAUAAUAGCGUAUCUGGGUCCUUGGUUGCCACAAGCAAUAUGCAAUACGCAGGCUGGCAAAACAAGCCGUCGCUACUCGGUGUCAUCAAGCAUCCAGCACGUUGGGAAAAUGACCCUCGGAAAGUACCUGGUAGGGUGGGGGUUGGUCAACUCACAGCCGAUACCGAUGGUGGUGUAGUGAAAAACCUCAGUCGUUCCAAUGACUUCAAAGACGACUGUCCUGAAAUCCAUGCUGGAAUCGCUGCCAACUGCUCCGAAACGUCCCCUGGCAGUCAAAUGCCACACGUCAGGACAAGUGAUGUUUCACGCUCGCGAAUGCCUGGAGCAAAGCGUAAUAUGACUGAAGAUGUUCGGGAUGUUUCGCCCCCUCUUGAAGUAGCUUCGAACGCUCAAUUUUCUCGCGAAUGGGAACUCGGCCCUUUUAACGGGAAACAAGGCAGUGAUCAUAUUUUAGGAUUUCCAUGGGGCUUCGCAGGUUCGCGGUCCACGGACAAUGCAGAAUUCAGCUUUGAGCAGAGACCCCAAGAACACAUUAGCAGAGAAAUACCAUGCACAAAUGCCGAAACAGGUUAUCACUGUGGUGUUUGUCAUGCUAACGGGGAAGUCAGCGACUCCGGUGUUCUGCCCUGUGAAUCAUCGAACGGCUUUUACGAAGCUAUUACAUUCAACGGCGUCGGCAUGCUCGCAGCAGCGGAACAGCGAAACGCGCAAACACAGGCGUUUGAAGACUCACAAGACCACGCUUAUCGUGAUGUCCUCGAGAACCAACGUGGCAUCUCCACGACAGGAGAACGGGAACAUGAUUUGCGUAAAGGGAGAGAUGUUUUCCACGACGCCUCGCGGCUUCUCGGCAGGGAACAUCAGAAUAGACCCUGUGAAGAUGACGCAGUCGCCAGCUGUUCCAACGAGCAAUUCUCCUUUGACAGAGCUGGCGAAUACGACGCGGACGGGCGGGUGGCAUACGCCGAAGGAGGAAUAGCAACGUGCCGCGACGACUCUUGGGACAGGCGUGACGGUGCGACAGUGCAAGCUACCGAGGAAGAUGAGCGGCGCGUGCUGCAAAUAAUUCAAGAUACACUGCGAGGACCGGUCCUUCAGACACUAGGAAGGUCUUCUGCUUCGCAGAAAGCGCACGUCGCCCUCAAUCCUAAGCGCACGGCAACUCCUGUGAGCGUUCCUGCGAGGCAGCAUGCGGCAGUGGCGGAGGCAUCCAGCUCGACGAAUAUUGGCGCCCAACGCACACGGUGGUUGCAAGGUGCCGCCACUGUGGCGCAGAUCACCGCGGAAGACCCCGCCAGAAGCGCUGAGAAUGGAGAGUCCCGCAAAUCUGCACUCCGUUGGCCGGGCCACCUCAACGUGCGCAACCUCGCCGCGAAACUGGUGAUGCCGCAGCAAGAGCGGAAACAGGUGGACAGGACAGCGAUUGAGCAACUGCUUAAGCCACCAAAGAGCAACAACCCGCUAGCCAACAGUUUCAUGACCAUCAGGGGCGUGAAGAUCCUAGGUCCGAAUGAUGCCGCGAAACCCCCUAAGUGACGCUAUUAUCGUCAUCACGCCCUCACGGGAGAAUGCUGUUCUGUCACAGAGUGAAUGCCCGCUUCCGCAGGUGCAAUCCUGAUCUGUGCUGCGUGUCCGUGUACACAGCUAGGUGUGGUGUUCCAGAUACUGCGACCCGGGCUCGUUUGAGAGUGCCACAUUCCGGAAACUCUUAACACAUUUGUGCCCGUCAUAGAAGCGAAGCGAACAAGGCCGUAUUCUGCACUUCCGGGGCGGUGAAAUAUCCGAAAAGACUACGCUCGUCUGCAGGGACAUGCUCUGUGUUUUGUUUUGAGUCAUUGUAGGCAGACAGCUUGCGAGCAAUGUCGCGAUGACGGUGAAGUGACCGCAUUUCCGAUUUCUUGAAGAGCGCAGUCACCUUCCUUUGCUACCCUGUGUUCGUUUGUAUUCACUGUUGACGCGCUUAAGCCAAGAGGGAAGACCAUAAAUCUCUGUACAAGAUAUUUGCAGGGCCGCAGGUAAGCUAACUUGCGCGGGCACAAAUAUUUCAUACACGGUGUUUCUUACACACCGUGUCGCAGCUAAUGCGGGCUAAGCUGAUUAAAAAAAGAGCGCUACAAUAUAUGACGAUGGUGCCAAAAGUGCUCUGUCAGCGAUAGCUUUGCUCCCGCUGGUGCAUUUUUCUGAUAGUAUUGAUUACCUAAUGAGUCAAAAUUAAAGGCCAAGUUAAAGUUGCUUGCAGGAUUGCGUAAGCUCGAAUGUGAAAUGGUGCAUCGCACAUGAAAACAGCAUAUUCAACAGCUUCCGAAUCACUACGUUUUCCGCAGUUAUAUUUCUCGCGGCUCAAUGUCGUGGCGCAAAACACGGACAAGAAUGCGAAGUGAAGGCGGGCAAAUGAAUGAGCACGGCUCGAUGGCUGACUUGGUGACCGCGAAAAAGUGACGAGGUGGUGGCGUAGCUGUUGGCUGCUUCUACGAGCAAGCAGUUGGGUCACGAUGUUUGCUGGAGCACUGCGCACUGGCUUAGGGCGGCGAUACGACUAAAACAGUGCAAAAAAUAAAAGAAAAAUAAAAGCAAGCCAGACAUGGUUGCGUGCUAGAAAGCACUAUGUCACCGUUUAGUUUUCUUGCGGUCACACAGUCAGACAUGGAGUCUUUGAAACCCUUUGCGAAAGCGUCGUUCUCUCGCAUGCGACCCGCGCGGGCCCUUCGUCACUUCGCAUUCUAUUUCGCGUUUAACGCCGCAACGUCAAAACGCGGAAAAAAUAACUGGGGCAAAUGUAGCGAUUUGGAAACGGUUGAGCACACGUUUUCCAAUGCGACGCACCGUUUGACACUCCAGCUAAUGCAAAUACGCGAGUGAUGCUUAAUUUAGGCAACUAGAUUUGAGUAAUUACCCUAUGAACAAUAACAGAAAAAUUUGCCAGCGUGCGCAAUGCGACUGCUCACAAAACACCAUUGGUCCCAUCGCUGUUUCUCUUAGCCCCGAUUAAAUUAAAAAAAAAACUUGGUCCACGUUAGCUGGGACACUCGGUAUAUCGUUGUUAUUCAGCGCGCGUGCUAUGUUACAUGUUGACAGGUUCUGUUACGGUCUAUUACAUUUAUGCUUAUUUUCAAUGCAGCUAAGCUUUGCUGUCGUCUUCACAAAAAUAAACAUUACAAGUUUU